CGAUUUUUCAAUCGCGAAUGAAACGUCAAACUAUUUGAAGAAUAUGCAGACAUCGGUUUGCAAGUGAAAAUAUUUACUGGAAUUCGUAUUAUGAAGCAAUUCAUUCCGUGAAAUCAAUCAUGUUCUACGUUAAACUUCAUCGAGAGUUAUUCUGUUUUCGACAAACAAGUUAUAAUUUCGUGGAUCCAAAUCAUACAUCAUAGCUUAAAAACAAUUUAAUGGAAAAUAGAAGUCUUGUUCCGAAGGCAAAAAAUUGUGUCAAAAUUACUUGAAGCAAAGGGAAUGGAUUAUUCUUACGUCAUACUGUUUAUCUUGCAUUCAUUUCCUAAACUACGAGGAACAACGAAUACAAUAGUGCAUUAAUAUAAACUUGUCUGAAGUGGAUACAGUAUUUUUCAUCCGCUUACUGCAGGGAUUCAGACGUGGGGGCGUAUCAAUAUUCUCAAACAUCUGGUGGAAGCACGCAACAAAAGCGAAAGGUAACAGAAGUGGAUUCUUCAAAUACUGCGAGUUCUGCUCCGCUCACCCCACACUCAACAUGGCCAUGUCGAAGGGAUUCCGUGUGCUCGAGAAAUCCAAACCACCUUCGCCGCACAGCGUAUUGUUGGAACACAGAAACAAGCCGGAAACGCUUCUUUUUGAAUCGCAAGCCGUCGCAGUGUUAUCCGCUCAGGAGACAGAAAUAGUUCGUAAACAGUACACGAAGGUGCUAGACGCAUAUGGCUGUCUCGGAGUACUCCAGCUGAAUGCUGGUGACAGCUCGUUACUAUAUCUAGUGAUGGUCACAGGUUGCUUCUCGGUCGGCAAAAUACUGGACAGUGAAAUCUUCCGUAUUACCCAGACGCAGUUUGUGUCGCUCCAAUACCAACCUUCAAACGAAGAUCGUAUUUCUGAAAUAAGGAAAGUGCUGAAUUCGGGAACAUUUUAUUUCUCCUUUCUGAACCCGACUGCCAGUAGCAGUUUGCAGCAGAACGGAGGUAGAUUCAACUUCGAUAUAACACUAUCGGCCCAACGAAGACGAAGAACUACGGAUACUGAUAAUAGGUUUUUCUGGAAUCGGAUGCUGUUCAUCCAUAUGCUGCGAUUUGGAGUGGACUGUAACUUCUGGCUCCUGAAAACUAUGUGUGGUUCGGUGGAAAUUAGAACCGUGUAUGCCGGAAGUAAACAAGCCAGAGCUGCUAUCAUUUCAAGACUUAGCUGUGAACGAGCGGGAACGCGUUUCAAUGUGAGAGGAACCAACGACGAAGGCUGUGUGGCAAACUUCGUCGAAACGGAACAAUGCAUCUAUUUAGAGAAUGAAAUAUCAUCUUACGUUCAAACGCGUGGAAGUGUUCCAUUGUUCUGGGAGCAACCAGGUGUUCAAGUGGGAUCUCAUAAAGUCAAACUAUCGCGUGGUUAUGAAUCAUCUAAAUCUGCGUUUGACCGUCAUAUGAUUUCUAUGAAGGCCCGCUAUGGUAAACAAGCAAUAGUUAAUCUUCUUGGAACAAGUUUAAUUGGAAGUAAAGAAGGCGAAGCAAUGUUGAGCAACGAAUUUCAGCGCCAUCAUAAAGAAUCAAAUCAUAUGGAUGUUCCACACAUUGUUUUUGACUACCACCAGGAAUGCCGGGGUGGUAACACAGGUGCCCUUUCCAAAUUAAAGACUAAAAUCGAUGCCAUGUGUGCGGAUUUCGGAUUAUUUCAUGCUAUUGGAGAAAACGCGUUACGUGAGCAAAAAGGAACAAUCCGAACUAAUUGUCUCGAUUGUUUGGAUCGAACAAAUUGCGUUCAGACUUACAUUGGGUUGGAAAUUUUGAAUGAACAAAUUUCUCAAAUGUCUGCAUUUUCCGAUAAAAAACAACAAAUAAGUUCCCGAUUUGAGGAGGUGUUUCGUCAGAUGUGGAUCAAUAACGGCAACGAAGUGAGCAAAAUUUAUGCCGGCACGGGUGCUAUACAGGGUGGCUCAAAAUUGAUGGAUGGAGCGCGGUCGGCUGCCCGAACGAUCCAAAAUAACUUGCUCGACAGUUCCAAACAGGAAGCUAUCGAUGUUUUGUUAGUUGGUUCAACGCUUAGUUCGGAACUGGCGGAUCGUGCAAGAAUUCUGCUGCCCUCGAAUAUGCUGCAUGCGCCCACGGCUGUCCUACGAGAAAUGUGUCGCCGCUAUGAGGAAUUUGUUACUCCUUUGGAAAUUCGGAUCGCUUGUGGAACGUACAACGUGAACGGUGGCAAGCAUUUUCGAAGUGUUGUGUACAAGGAUGUUUCUUUGGCUGAUUGGCUUCUGGAUUGCCAUCGGUUGGCGAGGUCGAAAUCUCUUGUAGAUGUUAGUCAUACCGAGGAUACAGAUGAACCACCGAUUGAUGUCUUUGCCAUCGGUUUUCAGGAAAUUGUUGAUCUGAACGCCUCAAACAUCGUUGCUGCCAGUUCGGACAACGCGAAAGCCUGGGCUGAGGAACUGCAGAAGGUAAUCAGUCGAAAUGAAGAAUAUGUUCUUCUGACGUAUCAGCAGUUAGUUGGCGUAUGUCUGUACAUCUACAUCCGACCACAGCACGCGCAAUAUAUCCGUGAUGUGGCUAUAGAUUGUGUCAAAACGGGACUGGGUGGUGCGACCGGCAAUAAGGGUGCGGCGGCGAUUCGUUUCGUCAUCCACGGAACUUCGAUUUGCUUCGUAUGCGCUCAUUUUGCCGCCGGCCAGUCGCAGGUUGCUGAGCGGAAUGCAGAUUAUGCGGAAAUCACACGAAAGAUUGCUUUCCCAAUGGGCCGCUCAUUGAAAUCACAUGACUAUAUAUUUUGGUGUGGUGAUUUCAAUUAUCGAAUUGAUAUGGAGAAGGAUGAACUGAAGGAGCUACUGAAACAAGGUGACAUAGGUUCUGUACUACAAUUCGAUCAGUUGAGGAUUCAACAGAACACAGGUAGUGUGUUCAAUGACUUUCUAGAAGGUGAAAUAUCAUUCCCUCCGACGUACAAAUAUGACUUAUUUAGUGACGACUACGAUACGAGUGAGAAAUGUCGCGCACCGGCUUGGACUGAUCGGGUUUUGUGGCGACGGCGGAAGCAAAGCCCAGAUGCUGACAAACAUCCGAACUGGAAUCCUGGUAAUUUAGUGCACUACGGACGCGCAGAACUAAAGCAAAGUGACCAUCGUCCUGUGAUUGCGAUAAUCGAUAUUGGAAUUUGUAAAAUUGAUCAGCAAAGAAGGUCGCAAGUGUUCAACGAUGUCAUUAGAGAUUUGGGACCACCGGACGGAACAAUCCUAAUUCAAGCAACGAAUCCCUCUAACAGUGGUGCUGAUUCUGGAGAUGAAGAUGAAGGUAGCAUUUACGAUGAGAAUUUGAUGAGCGCCCUCAUCCAGGAGUUGACGCAGAUUGGGGAAGUGACACUAGUGAGAUUUGUGGGUGACACAAUGUGGGUUACCUUUCGGGAUGGACAAUCAGCAUUGACUGCUGCACAAAAGCAAUUUGUCCAAGUUUGUGGAGUUAGUCUUUCGAUUAAACUGAAAACCGAAAAUUGGAUUGAGAGUGUAGAAAAAGAAAUCGAGCUCUGUACACCAAACACUGUCAGUUUUUGCGACAAUCAAACGGGCGACUAUAAUAGUCUUGGUAUACCGGAAGUUCCAUCGCGUCCCAAAAGUCCACCCACUCAUCAGCAAGCGCCAUUACGACCUGCUCCGCCAGGUAGGCCCCCGUUGCCGAAGUCACCUCAAGCAUCACCAAAACAUCAACCAAGUCAUCAUCACUUUCCCAAGGCCGGGGUUAUCAGUUUGGGAGCAGAAGUUUUGUUGGCAUCAAAAUUACAACAAAAACCUCCCAUACCUCCAAUACCAUUGAUGCCGUCGUCCGUCACCUCUAAAACUACUCCUCCCGUUGAGGAAUAUGCCAGUUCUAGUCCGAUUGCUGGUUCGCCUGUUCAUAAUCCUUCCUUCUCGACCGUCACAUCUACCCAGGAUACUGGAGCAAUCUACGAAGAAAUCAACGAUGAUGUGACCAUACCAGAACCACGCGGUCCUCCUCCACCUCCCCCUCGAUGCGAUGUUUACGAUUUGGAUGUAGUAAGCAACAGUAAACCAAAUAAAUCAUCUCCUCCUGGAACAUCCGGCAGUUCCGGUGCUGAUUCACCGCAAUCCUCGCUGUCAUCGGGGACUCCUAAAACGAAUCCUCCUCCACUACCCGUUCGUAGAGGUAUACCUCCUCCAAUACCAAACCGAAGUGCGGGAGCACCACCUCUACCGGCACGGCCAAACAAUCCGUAAGAAACUCCCAAAGCUUAUGUUUAAACUAAAGUGACCAGAUGUUUUCGAGGCGAAAUCAAACUAUCACUCAUAUAUUGUUACAACAGUUAUGUGCUGAAUACCACAAUAUUUACUUACUGUAACUGUUUUCACACAAAAUCUAACCGGAAAGCAGAUAGUCACUAAAAGCAGCAAUCUAAGCUAUAAUCACAAACUGACUGUACAUGUUGCAAACAUAAGUAUUUACUAACAACAUUCCGACGUUAAUUGGCAUUACUUAUGAUUUUUAAUUUGAGUUAGAAUAAUAGCUACUGCAAUCGUGAGAGCAGCUUUAUGUGUGCAUAAUUAUGUGUAUUUAUUGUUAACUUAUUUGCUGAAACGUUUGUGUAGGUACUAUUAUGAUCUGUUGCAAAUGUAUAAAAUACUGAUAGAAAAAGAUAGAUUCCUUAAAAUUUCGUUAUUGUUAGGUAUUAUAAAGUUUACCAAUGUACUAAAUAAAGUGUUGUGUUUAGAAAAUAGACAACAUUUAAAAAGAUUUCCCAAAAUAUGUUUAUAGGCAUUUUUGUUAAGUAAUUCGAGACGGUGAAAAAUAGUGGUUACAAUUUAUAUCGAAGAAAGACAUGAUACAAUAGCUAUUACUGUAUAACUAACAGUGUUUUAAUAAUUUACUGCUGGUAUGUUAGAGAAUGUAGCGAUAUCUAGUGAAGGGUAUUGCAAUGAAAUAAUCCUUGUAGGAAAGGCUAGAGCAAACAAUCUAUUACAUAUGAUCAAUUAAAGUAUCCGUUACAGAAAGAAAAGAAUAAAUUUACAAUGAGUAAUUGCACAUCUUUUAUUGACUUGUGCAUCACAUUGUUUACAACGAUCAGUUUCGCCUACAAGAUCCAAGAACGUUCCGCCAGGAUCAGUCGUCUCUGCCGUCAAUUUGGAUAUGGUCAACUACCACACUCUGCUGUUCUAUCUGGUGGUCUCGCAGUGCAAGGGCUCGUCUAUAAUUUGAUCCACAUAAGUCACAGCAUUACUUUAGUUUAUUGCUCGCCGGUGUUCUUGCUAUUAUCUUCGACUCGAAUACAAGGACCCACUCCGAAGAUGAGAACGGUUUGGUGUGAAUUUUUUAUGACGGCAGUUUUAAUGGCUUUCGAACGGAGUUUGCAUUGGUAGUUUCGCUCGAUUGCGUUUGUAGGUGAUAGGUUUACAUUGAAUGUACCUUAAAUCCGAAAAAAACUGGUAGUCGGCAAAACAAAAAUAAUGGGAGCUCGAAAAUUCAUUCUUUCCGACAUAAUGGGUACUGGUAGUUUUGUUCUUCAUCACAAUGAUUAGAUUUUCCGAACGAAUGUGGGUCGAUCAAUUCCAAGUUCCGCUUGAUUUUGCUGUCGUUGAGAAAGCCAACCACAUUUGAAGACUUUUUUUUCAAUAGGUCCAAUCUGCAAAAGAGAGCUUCUCUUUGUUUACUUUCUCUUCCACGAAUUACUCGGUCACCUUUCUGAUUUCCCUUUAACUGUUUGCAUAAUAAGCUAGUAAAACCUUUGGUCUUUCGAAACAUACUGAUAAAUGUUUAAAAAGUUUUAUGCUUUUGCAAUAAUAAGCGAAAGAGAAAGCGAAAAAAGAGGGCUAUCAUUUGCAGAUUGGACCUAAUGAAAAAAGUCUUCAUUUGUCCGAAAAAGCAAUUCGUCAUUAAGCAGAAUUUACUUUAAAUUUGAAGAAAAACGUUUGCAAUAACAAAAAAUUGAGGGAGCCCAGAAA
Topomyia yanbarensis is the source of this 5941-nucleotide messenger RNA. RefSeq names its product synaptojanin-1 (gene Synj). NCBI's taxonomy places the organism in Eukaryota, Metazoa, Arthropoda, Insecta, Diptera, Culicidae. Gene Ontology annotation, molecular function: nucleic acid binding; phosphatidylinositol-4,5-bisphosphate 5-phosphatase activity. The record is from RefSeq and is a predicted model, not a curated record. Gene Ontology annotation, biological process: phosphatidylinositol dephosphorylation; synaptic vesicle endocytosis. Bases 539 to 4222 code for a protein of 1227 amino acids. The transcript is spliced from 7 exons.